UGACAAUAAUGUUAGAACCAUCACAUAAUGGUUCAAGCAGAGUAAAUUUUUAGAUGCUGAAAUCAUCUUAUUUUGGGAGAGCAGCUCCUACAAACAAAAGGAGCUGUAAAAAAGUACAAAAGCAUAAAGUGUGAAGAAACAUGAAGAGUUAUUCCUCUAUGUGGUGUGAUGCAUGUGGUGUCAUUGCAUAGCAAUUGCAAACUGGCUUGAGGGAGAAAUCUCCCCGUAGAGACAAUUUGUGGCUGAUGUUGAAAGCUUUUCUCAAAGGAUGAUUCUGCACGCCCCUACUUGCCUCAGUCAGCAUUGCUGUAUUAGUCACAGGGCCUGGCCUGUCAUGUUUAUGCAAUGGAUGGAUGAUGCAAAAAAUGUGUUUUUAAUCACCAAAUACAAAAACACCAGGGUGGAUAUUUUUCGUUUUUGCUGCAUAUAUAAAGUAUAUAUACACCAAGAAUGUGUACAUGUAGUUAAAAACAUACAGGAAGUUUGCUUCUUUGUUCUUGGGCCUUGCUUUGGCACAGAUUUGUGUGCAAGCAUUUUGUGAUAGACCUGUGUUGUCUUGACUUCAGCUAUCCAGCAUGCCGUGUUGCAGAUACCUGAGCAGUUUAAAGUAGGUUUGACAUUGGAAAAUGAAUUUGAAUGGAAUGGAAGGCUGUGCAUAGCUUCAGAAGGUAAAUUUGACUGGAGUUCCUGGUUGGAGGUAUAUUCUGGAGCCAGUGCUUGUGCACUUUUGCUGCUUGAAUGAGACAUCCUGUGCUGCCCUGCUUGUGCUUGUAACCCAACAUGGGCUUUCUGAUGAAUGGCUCAUCCCCAGCCUCCCACACCUCCUGUAUCAUCUACUUUCCAGCUGAAAUCAGUAAUUCGCCGCACCAAAGAGACCCCCAAUGUGCAUCCGAUGUAUAGGGAGGGUAUGUUGCGACGUAAAAUGGGACCGAUCAUUGUGAAUAAGAGCAACUCGCAAGACCGACUCAUUGAGGAGCUGCAGGGGAAACUGGGAAUUGGGCGGGCUGAGCGAAACAUCCGGCGUAAACAGCAGCCAGAUGAUUGGCUGACAGAGGGAGUCAUCGUCAUGUCCAACCCACAGCGAAUGCGGGAAGAAGGGGCCCAACCGUCUGUGGAUAAGAUCGUCCUCCCUCCAGAAUCUCCUGCCCCACAGAGAAAAGUCCUCCCCCCUCCACAAUCUCCCCCUGCACCCAAAAAGCCACCCCCAGUAAAGCAGACUCCUCCACCACUGCCUCCUCCCCCACCGACCCCUCCCCCUCCUCGAGAACCUACUCCUCCACCCCCUAAGGAGCCUACUCCUCCUCCCAAGGAGCCCACGCCUCCCCCCAGGGAACCCACGCCUCCACCUGUCCAGCCCCCUCCAUCACCUAGCCCCCCUCCCAAGCCCAUCACGCCACCUCCGCCUCCCAAGGUCUUUGUGUCAGUGGGUUGUCAGACCGAGUAUGACCCCAUCUUUUCACCAAUCCAGAUCCAGUCCCAGGGAAAGACUUCCCCCACUGGUCCACCCAAAGCAGCCAAUAAACUGGACAACAUGCUGGGAAGCUUGCAGUCUGACCUCAACAGACUCGGAGUCCAGACGGUGGCUAAAGGUGUCUGUGGAGCCUGCAAGAAACCCAUCGUUGGCCAGGUGGUGACUGCCAUGGGCAGAACGUGGCACCCCGAGCACUUUGUGUGCACCCACUGCCAGGAGGAGAUAGGCUCCAGGAACUUCUUUGAGCGAGAAGGACAGCCUUUCUGUGAGAAAGACUACCACAGCCUGUUCUCACCACGAUGCCACUACUGUAAUGGACCCAUACUGGAUAAAGUAGUGACUGCCUUGGACAAGACUUGGCAUCCAGAGCACUUCUUCUGUGCCCAGUGUGGAGCCUUUUUUGGACCGGAAGGUUUCCAUGAGAAGGAUGGAAAGGCAUACUGCAGAAAGGACUACUUUGACAUGUUUGCCCCUAAAUGUGGUGGCUGUGCCCGCGCCAUCCUGGAGAACUACAUCUCUGCCCUCAAUUCACUCUGGCACCCUGAAUGCUUCGUCUGCAGGGAGUGCUUCACACCAUUCAUAAACGGCAGCUUUUUCGAUCACGACGGCCAGCCCUACUGUGAGUCUCACUACCACGAGCGGCGGGGCUCGCUGUGCUCCGGUUGCCAGAAGCCCAUCACCGGCCGCUGCAUCACAGCCAUGGGCAAGAAGUUCCACCCAGAGCACUUUGUGUGUGCUUUCUGUCUCAAGCAGCUGAACAAAGGCACUUUCAAGGAGCAGAAUGAAAAGCCCUACUGCCAAAGCUGCUUUAUUAAACUCUUCAGCUAGGAAGUGCGUUUGUGUAUAAAUGUCUGUGUGCACACAUCUGCCUGUUAUUUACAUGUGCGAAUGCACGUGUGGAUGUGUGUGCACUCACAUGUCUAGCAUGUCUGAGUCAAUGAAUUUUUUUUUUUUUUCUUUGAGACUAAGGGUGUUGAUGCACUGGGGGAUCAGAUCAUGAGGGUAACAAAUGUCUCUGAUUAUUAUUGACCCUUGACACUGAAGGGACUGGCUGUCCAACCUCUCAGGCUUGGCAUUUUACACUUUUGCUAAAGACAUUUUUAACAGCCCAAAGAGAUUUUUAUUUGGAGUGUGCGGCAAAGAAAAUAUGUUAAUUUCCCCUUUGUGUGUGUGUACAUAUAUAAGCAGAUGAUUGUUCAAUUACAAGCCCUGAUUUGUAAAUGUUUUUAUUCCCCCCCUCCAUAGCAGGGCAAGACCUUGCACCAUAUGGUGGUUUUAUGCAGAUAUGAAACAGCUGCGUGAUUGCAUGGACCAUGGAGAAUUGACUUAAGCAGUUUUAAAAUAUGUUGAGUGUUGAAUACCUUGUGCUUGGCCAAUGAGUGUUGGUAUAAUCUAUGAAAAGAUGUAUUUUUCUAGCUUUGGAAACUAUUAAGGUGCCAUCUAAAAAAAAACAGUGAAAACACUCAAUAUGUAUGCGCACAGACACACCGAACUCCUCCUCCCUCUUCACUUCAUUUCAAACCUGUUGCACACUCCACACCACUGAUCUCUUGAUGAGACUUUCUUAAGAUGCAUUUUAUAGGUGUCACCAAGAUAUUAGCUAUUCCUUACUUUUAUUUUUACUGUUUUACUACAAAAAUGAACCCAGAUUAUAUUUCAAUGGAAGUAUGCAUUGCAUUCACCUCUUAUAACUCCAAUCAAGUAUUAGAUAGUAACCAUAUUAAUUUUUUUUCCCCUGUAGCAACUCUGUUUUUACUUUCUUACUACAGAGUAUGCAUUGUGUCAUUGACAUUAACUUAGGUCAAUAAGAAUAAAAUAUGUACUGUUGUUAUUAAUGUUGAACAUGGUGCAAUUUUAAAGGAGCCAAAACAAAGUUGAUUGUCUUUACUCCAGUUUUAACAAUCAGGAGAUUUUACUGCUGUAUGUACCUACACAGAAUUAAUCUGAACUGUUAAAUUCAGAAUAAAUAAUGCCUCAGUUAAACAUUUUUCCAUGUUUUACUAUUGCAACUUUAUCACUAUUAAAAUGUAUUAAUAUGGCUUUUUAAAGAUUUUAAAAUAUGGUUGUGCAUUGGGUUUAGAAGCAUGCUUUUGUUUUUUCAGCACUCGCUGCCAGUUGCUGUUACAAUCAGAAUCUAAAUUUAUAUACAUGUAAUAUGCUCAACUUUGUGACAGAACUGUGUUUUGUCGCUGUUUUGAUGAAAAAUAUAUAUAUUUUUGAGCAGUUUGGGCUCACAUUGAUAUGCAAAGAGCUGGCUCUAUUGGCAUGUAGGCUAACAGUAGUUUACUCUGCUCUCACACACAACACGUACCAGCUUGGGUUCCAGUGUGUGAGACUUGGAAGAAACAGCAGCCCCUUUUAUUUUUGUUAUGAAGUUGAAAUCAGCGCUUGGUUUACUGAUGGAAGCUGGAUGUCAGUGUUAGCUGGUCAGGAAUCAGAAUACAACACCAAGCCAGGGCCAAGCCUUUAGCAGAUAAUGACUAAUUUCAUGUUUUUAUUUUACUUCCAGCUCUGUUUUGCCACAUAUGAGACAAUGUGUGAUUUUAUGUUUUUAUUUUGCUUUUUUCAGUAUUGCUUGUCUUUGAUUUUAAUAUGAGGAGUGACUAGGCAGUAUCCACAAUAAGAUUAUUUUUACUUUGAGAUUUUUGCUCUUGUGCCAAACGUGUCAAUGCAAUAAGGUCUUAUACACUGUGGAGUUCCCAACCUUUCCUGUGAUGUGACUCUAUAUGGGCUGAGCUCUGGGAGAGGCUCCAUCUGCUGUGGUUCAUCUUAACUCCAAACACCCAAAGAUUUACACUGUAUCAGACAAGCCAAGGAGAAACCUUCUGUACUGAGUCAUUCAGCAGACAGUAUAGUGUACACUUGUAGCAGAUUCAGAUUUACAGGAAGUAGCAGGGGGAAAUGAACAGGAUUUGCAAGUUAAUUUUGCCCCAUUUAUCUGCUUACACUUUUUGCUUCUGUGAAAGAAAUCAAAACAUUUUACUGUUAAUGAGAUUAAAUGAAUUUUUGCUUUGUAAAUGGAAAUGUUCAUGUGAUCUUCUACCAUUUGAAUUUUCUCAUGAGCCACACAUUUUACUGGCUCUUUGUUUGGGUGGGGUGUAAGCAUAUGUGGGUCCUGAUUACUGACUGAUUAUUGUAACUGCUGCAAAUGAAAUAAAUACUUUAUUUCUGCCA
Molecule: messenger RNA, 4645 nt
Organism: Scatophagus argus
Lineage: Eukaryota; Metazoa; Chordata; Actinopteri; Scatophagidae
Product: paxillin-like
Exons: 7
Coding region: 797-2299 (500 amino acids)
Biological process (GO): substrate adhesion-dependent cell spreading; endothelial cell migration; transforming growth factor beta receptor signaling pathway
Source: RefSeq, a predicted model, not a curated record